AUGGAAUCCUUAGAGAAUUCUCUUAGGGUUUCAACGGAAGAAGAAGAUCUCGUGCAACGCAGCACCAAAAAAGUUAAAACACGCGACAAAAUGGAUUUGAAUCAACCACGUGAUGAUAUGGAGAUUCUCCAUGAGAACACUGAAAAUGCCAUAGUGAGGUCCAAAGCUACAUAUAAGGAAUCUUUGCUGAAACCAUCUGGUCCUACAAUGGAAGAUGAUAUGGAUCUCCAUGAACAAACGGAUGAAGAUUCUCCGAAUCCGGAGGAUAGAUGGUAUAAAGAUAGCGACGAUCACUCUGACAGGGAGAAAUCUUUUGAUCCUUGCCCCACUAUCAAAGUAACCCAAGAAGAAUUCGAGGAAUGGUGUAAACCGUGGCGAGCAUCCCUCAUCGUUAAAGUCUUGGGAAAGAGACUCAACUUAGGCUUCAUGGAGCAACGUUUAAAGAGAGAUUGGGUCAAAAAAGGUACGAUUAAUGUUAUUGAUAUGGAUCGUGAUUAUUUUUUGGUUCAUUUUUCAAAUGAAGAUGACUAUUCGCAUGCACUGACGGGAGGACCUUGGAUGGUGGCUGGGCAUUAUUUAAUUGUCCAAUGUCGGAGGCCUUUUUUUCUGGAAUCUGAGAAAGCAGUUCGCAAAAUAGCGGCUUGGAUACGCAUACCGAAUCUCCCGAUCGAGCUGUACAACCAUCACUUUCUAUGGAGAGUGGGAUCGGCCAUUGGUACGAUGUUGAAAAUAGAUAGAGCUACGUCUAUUCAUUCGAGAGGAAGGUUUGCCAGAAUAUGUGUUGAGAUUGACCUCACUAAAAAGUUAGUCCCCAGAAUUUCUGUUCUUGGGAGUAUUCUCAAUAUUGAAUAUGAAGGUCUACACCUUAUUUGCUUCAAGUGCGGUCUUUAUGGUCACCGUUCAGAACAAUGUAGUGAACCGUCGGAGGAUGCGGAGGAAGGAGGCGGCGUCUCGGGGUCCCGAGGAGAUGGAAGCAGAUCUGAUGAACAGAAAAUCAUUGCAUUGAAUGAGGACCAGAGUGAAAAUAGCAUAAAAUCCGGUGAACAAAAUCAAAGGAUAUAUGAUCAAAGCCCCCCAAAUUUUGGGCCCUGGAUGAUGGUAAGGAAGCAAUUUAGAAGGAAAUCGGAGAGAUAUGCGACUAACCAAAAGAGUAAUUUUUAUGGUAAGGAAUCCUUGAAUAAUAUGGAAGGAGAAUAUAAUAGCGCUACCCAGGGAGAAGAAUCAGGGUCCAGAUUCAAUGUUUUAUUGGAGGAAGGUUUGGAUGAUAUGCAAGGAUUGCAUGGCAAUAACAAAUCUAAAGGAAAUGACCAACCAAGCACUAUGAAAAAUGGGUCCCAUCAGCAAGCAAAACAAAAAGAAAAUGGGCCAUCCAUAAAAGCCCAUGACAAGAUCUUAAGACAAGGAGCUGGGAAGGUGAUUAAAAAAGGCACACUUAUAAAAGGUAGGCCCACUAAAGUUGAAAAAGGACCCAAAGUUUCUUUCAAGAAGACCGAACAAGAACAUGCCACUUCGGACCCCCAAAUGGCAAUUUCAAAACAUGGAAUUUCCUCUUCCAGGGAUUCUAAUGUUGCAGCCAUGGAACUUGAAAUGCUUGAAGACAUGAGAAGAAUCCAAAAGGAGCAAUGGAAGAUCUACGAAGAAUCCAAAACACAUGAAAAGUUCAUGGAAUCACAUGUAGUGACAAACAGUUUCAUCACCCAAGUUCCUGGCCAUAUUGCAAAAGAGAGAGAUCCAUCUUCCGAUAGCAGGAAUCCAAAAAAUUCAGAGGAAAAGCCACCUGAUCAAUUCAUGGAGGAUGUGGUGGUACACUCAUCAAGUGAUGGGCACGGGGCGUCUGCCCAGGUUCAAUAA
This is a messenger RNA of Arachis stenosperma, 1851 nucleotides long. RefSeq lists its product as uncharacterized. Gene Ontology annotation, molecular function: zinc ion binding; nucleic acid binding. Lineage: Eukaryota; Viridiplantae; Streptophyta; Magnoliopsida; Fabales; Fabaceae. The record is from RefSeq and is a predicted model, not a curated record. The coding region runs from base 1 to 1851 and encodes 616 amino acids. The transcript has a single exon.